UAAAAACAAUAGUGAGAAGGCUAGUCAAGCAAACCUCAAGAAUCAGCUUAUCUUCAACCUCCUCCCCCAAAAAUGGACCCCAAUUCCCAAAUCUCAGAGAACAACCCAGAAUCCUCACCAGAAGAGCAACUAGCUCUUGUCCCCUCUUCCUCUUCUUCUCCAUUUGCCACAGUCUCUCUCUCACUCUCCUUAGCCUCAAUCCUCCCCACCCACCACUUCUUCCACCAACCCAAACUCACCACCCUCUUCUCCUCCAAAGCCAAAAUCCCAACCCAAGCCUCCUCCCUCUCCCACCUCUCCCUCUCCGCCGCCGUCCCCUCCACCCCCUCCAAGCUCUCCUUCAACUCCUCCAUCUCCGCCAACCCCCUCCAAAGCCCCCUCACCCUCAACCCCCGCCGCCCCCUCGACCCCAGCAACGCCGCCGGCCUCCGCCGCGCCUCCAUCGUCUGGUUCCGCAACGACCUCCGCGUCCACGACAACGAGUGCCUCAACUCCGCCAACAACGAGUCCAUCUCCGUCCUCCCCGUCUUCUGCUUCGACCCGAAAGACUUCGGCAAAUCCUCAUCCGGGUUCGACAAGACCGGCCCGUACCGGGCCCAGUUCCUCGUCGAGUCGGUCUCCGACCUCCGCAAGAAUCUCCAGGCCAGGGGCUCCGAUCUGGUCGUCAGAGUCGGGAGGCCCGAGACUGUGCUGCCUGAGCUGGCCAAGGCUAUCGGAGCCGAUGCGAUAUAUGCGCACGGGGAGGUGAGUCAUGACGAGGUCAAGGCCGAGGAGAGGAUUGAGGCGGCGAUGAAGGAGGAGAAUGUGGAGGUUAAGUACUUCUGGGGAAGCACUUUGUAUCAUAUGGACGACUUGCCGUUUAAGCUGGAGGAUAUGCCGACGAAUUACGGAGGGUUUAGGGAGAAGGUGAAGGGUUUGGAGGUGAGGAAGACUCUUGAGGCUUUGGAGCAGAUGAAGGGGAUGCCGUCUAGGGGUGAUGUGGAGCCUGGAGAUGUUCCUUCCUUGAUGGACUUGGGGCUUAGCCCCUCUGCUUCCAUGGCUCAGGAUGGGAGGCCUUCUAUGGUGGGAGGAGAAGCUGAAGCUCUAGAGAAGCUUAAGAAGUUUGCAGCUGAGUGCCAAGCACAGCCUCCCAAGGGCAGCAAAGAAGGAAGUCAGGAUAACAUUUAUGGUGCAAACUUUUCAUGCAAAAUCUCACCAUGGUUGGCCAUGGGAUGCCUCUCUCCCCGCAGUAUGUUUGAUGAGCUAAAGAAAACUGCUAGCAGAUCUGUUUCUGCUUCCUCAAACCCGGAUGAUGGUGGCAGUGGAACAAACUGGUUAAUGUUUGAGUUGCUGUGGAGGGACUUCUUCAGAUUUGUCACCAAGAAGUACAGCGCUGGAAAGAAACAGCUUGAUGCUGCUCCAGCAACAGCAUGCACGGGUGCACUUGCCUAAGCAAGUAUGUAGCUCGGUCUUUAAAUUUGUUGAGAUCUCGGUGACCUUCAUCACCUUCUUUAAGUUUUCAAAAUGUAGUGGUUAGAUGUUGUAGGGUUCCUCUUAAAUGAGUUGUUACAUGUUGAACUUUGAUUCUAUUGCCAAAUAAGAUGGUUGAGUAUGGUGUUUUGCCUCACGCUUGAGA
Molecule: messenger RNA, 1615 nt
Organism: Argentina anserina (silverweed cinquefoil)
Lineage: Eukaryota; Viridiplantae; Streptophyta; Magnoliopsida; Rosales; Rosaceae
Product: blue-light photoreceptor PHR2
Exons: 4
Coding region: 73-1431 (452 amino acids)
Biological process (GO): photoreactive repair
Molecular function (GO): FAD binding; deoxyribodipyrimidine photo-lyase activity; DNA binding
Source: RefSeq, a predicted model, not a curated record